UGUCAAAUUGUUAAGCCUUUUCUAGUUUUAAUUGAAUUUAAUUAGGUAAUUUGUGGAAAUUUCGAGUGAGAACAGUUAUAGACGGUGGUGAUGAUAAUUUUAAUCGCGCGCAAAUAAUAUGCCACCCUGGACAUAUAUCGCAUGCAGUAUCGGCCUAUCGGUGCGACAAAUCGAUAGACACAUCAGUUCACUUGGAUUUGGAAUUGCAGCCUUGGUGUCUGUCGCUUUGCACCAACAUUUUUUUAUUCCAAAAAUAUACGUACGCGCGUGAAUCAUACGCGACGUCUCGACUCACGACACGCACAGUAAAAAUCGAGUGUACAUAGUAUAUAUUAUAUCUAUAUAUAUAUAUAUACAAAAUAUUCAUUUAUUGAAUUUUUGUAUUACACGUAUACGAGAAUUUAUUUAAUAGCGCCUUGACGUCGUUGCAGUAAUUGCCGCCCCGCACCGCGUCCCUCGCCCCCGCGCCGACUGAGUGUGUUACUAAAAAAUUGUAUUAAUAGUUGUGUUCCAUCUGUGUUCAGUUGAAAAUGUUUAGUUUUUUGAAGCGCGAGACUAAAAACCAAGAGGUUGUCGAGAACGUCAUCGGCGAGCUGAAAAAGAUUUAUCGCAGCAAACUGUUGCCCCUUGAGGAGCACUAUCAGUUCCAUGACUUUCACUCGCCCAAACUGGAGGAUCCGGAUUUCGAUGCCAAGCCCAUGAUACUGCUGGUGGGCCAGUAUUCGACAGGCAAGACGACCUUCAUACGCUACCUGCUGGAGCGAGAUUUUCCCGGCAUACGCAUCGGGCCGGAGCCCACGACAGAUCGCUUCAUUGCCGUCAUGUAUGAUGACAAGGAGGGCGUGAUACCCGGCAAUGCGCUGGUCGUGGAUCCCAAGAAACAGUUCCGGCCGCUGUCCAAGUAUGGCAACGCAUUUCUGAAUCGAUUCCAAUGCUCGACUGUGGCAUCGCCCGUGCUGAACGCCAUUUCGAUUGUGGACACGCCCGGCAUCCUCUCCGGCGAGAAGCAGCGCAUUGAUCGCGGCUACGAUUUCACGGGCGUGCUGGAAUGGUUUGCGGAACGCGUGGAUCGCAUCAUUCUGCUGUUCGAUGCACACAAGCUGGACAUAUCCGAUGAGUUCCGGCGUUCAAUUGAGGCGCUUAAGGGCCACGACGACAAGAUACGCAUCAUACUGAACAAGGCCGAUAUGAUCGAUCAUCAGCAGCUGAUGCGGGUCUAUGGCGCGCUGAUGUGGUCGCUGGGCAAGGUGCUGCAGACGCCGGAAGUGGCGCGCGUCUAUAUUGGCAGUUUCUGGGAUCAGCCGCUGCGCUUCGAUGCUAAUCGCCGGCUCUUCGAGGAUGAGGAGCAGGAUCUGUUCCGGGAUCUACAAUCGCUGCCACGCAAUGCCGCUCUGCGCAAGCUGAACGAUCUGAUCAAGCGGGCGCGCCUGGCCAAGGUGCAUGCGUUUAUCAUUGCCGAGCUGCGCAAGGAUAUGCCCUCUGUGUUUGGAAAGGAUAGCAAAAAGAAGGAUCUGAUCAAGAAUCUUGGCCAGGUGUACGAUCGCAUUCAGCGCGAGCACUCCAUAUCGCCGGGCGAUUUCCCAGAUAUUAAAAAAAUGCAGGAGGUGCUGCAGCAUCAGGACUUUACCAAGUUCCAUUCGCUGAAGCCGCAUCUGCUCGACAUUGUGGACAACAUGUUGGCCAAGGACAUUGCGCGUCUCAUGGAAAUGAUACCGCAAGAGGAGAUGACCCUCGUCCAAGACCCAAUCGUCAAGGGAGGCGCCUUCGAGGGCGUCAUCGACGACAAUGUCUCGCCGUUCGGUUACAUGAAGGGCGAGGGAAUCGAUGCCGGCUGCGGCGAGCACGAAUGGAUAUGCAACAAGGAUAAGCCGCGCACAGAUGCCAUCUUCAACGGGCUGGGACCGGUAGAUGGCAAAAUCUCCGGCUCAACUGCCAAGCAGGAGCUCAUCAAAUCAAAACUGCCCAACUCUGUGCUUAGCAAAAUCUGGAAAUUGUCCGACAUUGAUUGCGAUGGUUUCCUCGACAUUGAUGAAUUUGCGCUGGCCUUGCACCUAAUCAAUGUCAAGCUGGACGGCUGUGAGCUGCCCAAUGCGCUGCCGGAGCACUUGGUGCCGCCGUCGAAGCGUUUCGCCUAAUCCUCGGGAAUUCAUACAGAAUAUCGCACACCCUUCCCUAUACAAAAGACGGAAUUCUGUCGGCAAAUCCUAUGCUGCACUCGUGUUUUCAUGUUUUGUUUCGUUUCGCAGAAAUUGUCUUUUUAUAUGUACUUUAUUUGUCUAUAAAAUUGCUAAACUGGGUAUUUUAACAUCCAGCAAAGCAUUGUGGCAUAAAACUUUAAAAAUAUCAGAGAAAAAAAUCAAGCAUGCAUAAAUUCAUAGAAUUUACACAAGAAAUAUUUUUGGAUAACAAUCAAUUUUAAAUUGUACAGCGAGCAGGAAUUAAUAAUAUAAAAAACUAGCUAGUGGAAUUAUACAAAAUGAAAAGAAUUCAGUCCGCCUAAAAAAAACCGACGUCAAAUGUUGAUUUAAGAGAAAAGUACAUAAUAAUCACUUGUUCAAUGAUAUAAUAUAAUAAUGAUAAUGAAAAAGGCACUAAAUAAAAACGUAUACAAUAUGUAGGCUUAAA
This is a messenger RNA of Drosophila virilis, 2625 nucleotides long. It is a transcript of the gene Past1, whose product is annotated as putative achaete scute target 1. NCBI's taxonomy places the organism in Eukaryota, Metazoa, Arthropoda, Insecta, Diptera, Drosophilidae. The record is from RefSeq and is a predicted model, not a curated record. Gene Ontology annotation, cellular component: cytoplasm; plasma membrane. Gene Ontology annotation, molecular function: GTP binding; protein binding; calcium ion binding. Gene Ontology annotation, biological process: endosomal transport; endocytosis.